Molecule: messenger RNA, 1632 nt
Organism: Exophiala bonariae
Lineage: Eukaryota; Fungi; Ascomycota; Eurotiomycetes; Chaetothyriales; Herpotrichiellaceae
Exons: 1
Coding region: 1-1632 (543 amino acids)
Molecular function (GO): flavin adenine dinucleotide binding; N,N-dimethylaniline monooxygenase activity; NADP binding
Source: RefSeq, a predicted model, not a curated record
AUGAUUAUGUCAAAUAAUUUAAGCACCGCUGAUCUCGAUGUAAUCGUGGUUGGUGGUGGAUUUGGAGGUUGUUACCUAUUACGAAACCUUCGCAAGCAGGGAUUCAAAGUAAAGGUCUUUGAAGAAGGCGAAGGUCUGGGCGGAGUAUGGUGGCAUAACCGCUACCCUGGUGCUCGCGUCGAUACCAGCGCGCCUUACUACGAAUUCUCGGCGCCGGAACUUUGGGACGACUGGGUUUGGAGGGAAGCUUACCCAAGUCAAGCCGAACUGGUGGAGUAUUUCCAGUACGUUGACCGGAAAUGGGAUCUUAGUAAAGACAUCGACUUCGGCACAAGAGUGACGAAAGCAACAUUCGAUGAGAGUUCCGAUCAAUGGAUAGUCAAUACGAAUCGAGGAGAUACCGCAAUUGCUAGAUUUCUACUUCUUUCCACCGGGUUCGCGGCAAAGACAUAUACUCCACACCUCGAGGGGCUGGAAAAAUUCCAGGGCUUCAAACUUCACACUGCUAAAUGGCCAAAAGAGGACAUCGAUUUCAGGGGAAAGCGAGUUGGCGUGAUUGGAACAGGAGCCAGUGGUGUUCAGGUGAUCCAAGAACUUGGCCCCAUUGCUGGAGAACUUGUUGUCCUACAGAGAAGCAUCAAUUGUGCUCUACCCAUGGGCCAACAACUUCUCAGCAGGGACCUGGAAAUGGCCAAGAAGUCAGGCUAUGCGGAAAUCUUUCGACAGAUGAAACUAUCGCACGCCGGUUUUGACUACAGCCCCGUGCCGAGGAGAGCAAAGGAUGAUGACCCAGCGACCCGCACCGCAUUUUUCGAGGAACUAUGGGCCAAAGCUGGAUUUGCACCAUCGCAAGGGAAUUACCAUGAUCUGAUGACAGACGUCGACACCAAUACCCUCUUUUACAACUUCUGGCGCGACAAGGUGCGAAAAAGAAUUACAAAGAAUGAUCCGGAGUUGAUCGAGAACCUCGCCCCUGAGUUGCCUCCUGUGCCUUUCGGAACCAAAAGACCGUCCCUCGAGCAAAGAUAUUUCGAAGUGUUCAAUCAAGACAAUGUCAAGUUAGUCAACCUUCAAAAGAAUCCAAUAGUACAGGUUACGAAAAAUGGUGUUGACAUGCGAGAUGGCACUUCUAUUGAACUGGAUGCUUUGAUCCUUGCAACUGGUUUUGAUGCCAUUACCGGGAGCUUUUCUCGUAUUGACAUCCAAGGGGUUGGUGGACAACCUCUUCGCAAAAAAUGGAGCAGUGGUACUAGGACGUCGCUUGGCAUGAGUACUUCGGGAUUUCCAAACAUGUUUUUCUUAUACGGUCCUCAAAGUCCAACGGCUUUCGCUGUUGGGCCCGUGAUUUCCGAAAUCCAGAGUGAUUGGAUUAUCAAGACUUUGGUGGAGCUGAGGACGAAAAGGCUGACGAGAAUUGAUGCCAAACCAGAGUCUGAGUAUGAAUGGACCAAACGCGUUGCUGAUGAUACAAAUAAAACUCUUCUACCACGCAAUACGACUUCAUGGUACAUGGCAGCGAAUGUGCCAGGAAAACCGAGAGAAUCUCUAAACUUUGUAGCAGGUUUACCUGCGUAUCAAAAGGCUUUGAGGGACUGUACUGAAAGCGGGUUGUCUUCGUAUAAUUUGCAGUAG